Alligator sinensis (Chinese alligator) is the source of this 7060-nucleotide messenger RNA. RefSeq names its product DDB1 and CUL4 associated factor 12 (gene DCAF12). Gene Ontology annotation, molecular function: protein binding. The transcript has 8 exons. The coding region runs from base 108 to 1307 and encodes 399 amino acids. The record is from RefSeq and is a predicted model, not a curated record. Lineage: Eukaryota; Metazoa; Chordata; Crocodylia; Alligatoridae. Gene Ontology annotation, cellular component: Cul4-RING E3 ubiquitin ligase complex.
GUUUGUGUUUUUAACAGUAUGGCUGGGAUCACUCAGUUCACAAAAGGAAAAGACUCCCCCCUGUGAAAAGGUCUCUGGUGUACUACCUGAAAGGUAGAGAAGUCAGGAUGCAGAAUGAAUCCAGCUACCACCGUCUGUUGCAUGGAUAUGCAGCCCAGCAGCUCCCCAGUCUCCUGAAAGAGAGAGAAUUUCAUCUAGGGACCCUUAAUAAAGUUUUUGCAUCUCAGUGGCUGAACCAUCGGCAAGUGGUGUGUGGGACAAAAUGCAACACAUUGUUUGUGGUAGAUGUCCAGACUGGCCAAAUUACCAAGAUUCCUAUUCUGAAAGAUCGUGAACCCGGUAUGGUAAACCAGCAAGGCUGCGGUAUUCACGCGAUUGAGCUGAACCCAUCAAGGACACUUUUGGCUACAGGAGGAGACAACCCAAAUAGCCUUGCGAUUUAUCGUCUGCCUACGCUUGAUCCUGUCUGUGUGGGAGAUGAUGGACACAAGGACUGGAUAUUUUCUAUUGCAUGGAUCAGUGAUACUAUGGCUGUUUCUGGUUCCCGGGAUGGCUCGAUGGGUCUCUGGGAGGUGACAGAGGAUGUCCUGUCAAAAACCGAUGCCAGGCAUAACCUCUCCCGAGUCCCCGUCUAUGCUCACAUAACACACAGGGCUCUGAAAGAUAUCCCCAAGGAGAACACCAAUCCUGACAACUGCAAGGUCCGAGCAUUGGCAUUCAACAAUAAGAACAAGGAGCUAGGUGCUGUAUCUCUGGAUGGAUACUUUCAUCUUUGGAAAGCAGAGCACACACUAUCAAAGUUACUUUCCACAAAGUUGCCAUACUGCAGGGAGAAUGUGUGUCUGGCCUAUGGUCAGGAGUGGUCGGUGUAUGCAGUGGGAUCUCAGGCGCAUGUCUCCUUUCUGGACCCAAGGCAGCCUUCCAACAACGUUAAAUCCGUCUGUUCCAGAGAACGAGGCAGUGGUAUCCGGUCCGUGAGCUUCUAUGAGCACAUCAUAACUGUGGGAACGGGGCAGGGGUCCUUGCUGUUUUAUGACAUCAGAGCCCAGAGGUUCCUGGAUGAAAAGCCCACUCAUGCCUGCUGUGGACAGAAACAGAAGCUAGGAGGAAGCGAAAUCCUGAAGUUGACUACGGGGAAAGGUUGGCUGAAUCAUGAUGAAACCUGGAGGAAUUAUUUCUCUGACAUUAAUAACUUCCCAAAUGCUGUUUACACCCACUGCUACGACUCGUCUGGAACGAAACUCUUUGUGGCAGGAGGCCCCCUUCCAUCAGGACUCCAUGGGAAUUAUGCUGGGCUCUGGAGCUAAUGAGAACUCUUCCCCUCAAUGGUGAUCUCCCCCGGUGUCCCCUUCCCUGUUCUUUACCAACAAAAUUGUGUGAUGCCAUUGAUUUCUGAUUUAAACGCAAGUUAUUUUUGACAGAGUUUUCUGUUGGUUUCCAACAGUUUUGUACAUCUUUUUUGAACCAGCUUUUGCUUUAAUCUCCUUGAUCCUUUAUACGAAGGGUUUUUGAAACCCCUUUUUAUUGUAUUUACUCCAAGUGACUCUCUUUUUUUUUUUUCUCCCCCCCCCCCCCCCCUUUCUCCCCUGCCUCCCCUCAAUUUAGGCUAACUUGGCCAUAUGCCCCCUACUUUGCUGUGAGGUAGGACUCCUUUCUUAUUGAGCGGUUGCCGCUGGGCUUUCUGUGAAAGUCCAGGGGCUGUGUGUGUGCAGGUACUUCGUGUCACUUACAUUACCUGGAGUGAGGACUACUUGUAAUUAAAAAGAAAAAAAUAUUAAAAAAUAUUUAUAAGAAAUAAGCUACUACUUUAUCUGCAGAGCCUGGGUCAGGCCUAGCUUGAUCUUAUUUUUUAAAAGUACAAGUCUAAUGACACUGUAUACAUAAAGGAAUACAAUACACACAGAUGUAUAUUCAGCAGCACCCAGGGACAGCAUCUCCCGCAAUGUCGCUUGUCCAGCCUUGAGGGUAGCAGUGGCGCCAGACCUGGCUUCUCCGUGGUGCAUGGGGAGAAUGAAAGCAACCUCUUGUGCUCCCCUUUCUCUCUACCCCUGCCCCAGGUAUCUGCUUGUGAAGGUACUGGGGCUUCAGGGCAAGCCCUCCAGUAUGGCUCUUGCAUGACAGCAGAGACGGAGCGAGGCUAAUAGAAAUGGUAACCCGACAGGCAGGUUCCUUGUGACCAACUGAACCCGGUCCGCCCAGCGUGUGAAGUAGUUGAGAGUCCUGGGUACGUGCACCCCUGUCUGGGAUUGAAUGGCAGGGAGGAGCCAGAUUUGGGUACCAGAAGUCUGUCUACAAACAGGUCUCUCAGGCUAGGGGCAGUGUUUUCCGCGCACCUAUGCAUGUACACGGUGGUCGUUCCCCAGCUGUCUCAGCCAGCUGUGAGUUCUCUCAACAGCAGUGCUCUUUGCUAGCCAGUUAAGCUGCUCAGACUGCUGGGCAAAGGGAAACUAUUUUUAAUUUUUUUUUGUUGUGUUUUGUUUUGUUUUCCUUCCUUAUCCCUGGAGAGACUGGGGUAGGCAGGUAGCAGCUACUCUCUGCAAAUGUGUAUAGAGUGUCAAAGGACUACUGGCUCCACUUCAUUUCUUUUUAAUACAAACUAGAGGCUUUCCAUGCAACCAGAUGACUUUUCUUUUCUGCUUAUCAUGCUAAGAAUAGUCUAUAACGUCAGCUUGGUUUUACAGGAUACUUUUAUAAGAGUCCUGGUCCUCUGAACACUGGUCUUCAGUCCACACUCCAAACUCCAUUGGACAUCACCAGAAACUGUGGGUGUAGAAAGACUGUCCACAGGCCCUUGGUGAACAAUACAAAGCCCAGUUGUGAAGGACGUGCAUUUUUGGCCAAUGUACAGAACAAAGUGGCUUCUCUUCCUGGCUCUGCUGCAGACACCCUGUGACCUUAGGCAAGUCACUCGCCUCUCGGUGCCUCAGCCUCCCCAUCUGCAGUAUGGGAUUAGUGUCAGGCAGGGAGAUGGAGGUUUAAUUUCUAGUUUGCAGAGUACUUGAGCUUAUUGGAUGCAAGGUGUGUUAGAAGUACAGUUCCCCUCCACUUGUGAUUUGCAAGGUAAGAGUGAGGAAAGAAUAGCCCUGUAUGUCCACCCAGACCUAAAGCACAGACUCCUUAAAUUCAGGCCCAAGUCUGCUAACCAAGACUUGGUAUUACAGCAUGUCAAACUUCUCCUGCUUCCCAUGUGGGCUAAUCGGGGGGGAAAAAUGAAUCGAACAACACCUAGGACAAUCAAGGGACCAAACAGUAGCCAUUAAAUGAUAGGGCUGCAAAGUAGUUCUCUUGGCUUCGGUUGUGUUAUGUUCUGUGUUGAGAACAUGUUGCUUUGGGAUUUCUUUCAUAAAUGGCUGGAAGGAGGGGGUCACAGUAUUUGACCUCGUGCCUAGGAACAUAAAUAAAUAAAUAAAUAAAUAAAUGACUAAAUGUUCUCUGUGAAAAAUGGUGAGGAUGUGUGUGUCUGAAGGGAUAAUAUGAAGCCCUCUGACUCCUACGUGUGGGGUGUGCCUUUUGUCGGGUGGUUGUAUCCCAAAGCUGGUUUUGUUUAGGUCGUGAUUUUUCAGAGAUGCUGAACGCUCUGCACCGGUGGUAGCCGCUGGGCAUCCUGCCCGGCUGUUUCCAAGCUGUGUCCGUUGUACCCCCUCUUCCCACCUCCCCAACAUUUAAAAUCUUGCUGGUGCUAAAGAACAAUUUUUGCUCUGGAAAUUUUACCCUCUGUUUGAUCAUGGUUUGGCACUUCCCUUCAAAGGAUUUUGAGCACUACCUGUGCUGUGGGUGUGACUAGAUUUUUUUUUUUAGUGGCAUUGCCUCUGCCUCGAUAGAUAGAUAGAUAGAUACACAUACACACACACAAUUUUUUACUGAAAAGUAAUCAUUUUAGGUAGUGUAUCUACUCCAGAGCCUUUUACUCUUCUUAGCUUUACAGUAAUUCCUUCUUGAGGGUGGGGAGUUUUUCUGUGUUUUGUAGUAUACCCCCAAAACAGGGGAAACACUAGAAAAAUAUUAUUCCUGCUCUCCUGUUCCCCACUUCUCCCCCCCACACUUCCUUUUCGUGUUGGCAGCACCUUGCUUCUGUCUGUUGUAAUCGGGGGUGUUUAGCAAUAGCACAUGGGAGAGUCCCAGACCAAUGCAUUUUACUUGGUGACCUGUUGAGAGAGGAUGCCUUUGUAUCUGCUGCUAGAUAUCCAGAUACUUUUGCCAGAGGCUGAGGCACUAAGAGCUGAGUUGCCAAAUGUUACAUGGGAAGUCAUAAUAGGAACAGAAGCAGAACCCAGGUUUUGAUGGCCAGUCCCUUGUCCAGCCCAGUGACCGGGCUGCUGUCACCCCACUGGCUUAGAUUUAAAAUGAUAACGAAGGUGCACAGGGAAGUGGCUCUUAGGAGUAAGGGGAUCCAAGUACAAGUCAGUGGCUCCUUGGUAGGGCCAUCUGCAAGCUCACAGCCUCCCCAUGGCUCACUUUGAAGAGGGCGUGAAAGCACGUCUCCCAUCACUCAAACGAUAGAGGUAAGUCCCUGUGGUGGGGAGGAACUGAUUACAGACUCAUUCACAAGCUUUAAAACAACUCUGUGCAGUGACUCGGUGAUUCUCUCACUUGCAAGGAGCUUUGUAGACCGUUCAACUUCCAGAUGCUCCAAGUUAAAUUCACUUUCUUUUCCUUUCUAAAAUAGAUUAAUUGGGAUUGGAUCUCCAAUGCUUUCUUACGGCUGCCUUGCAUUUGCAGGGGUGGCUUCUCAGGGAAGUGGGUCCAGUGGGAGUCGUCCAUGAUACAGGUGCUAGAUGACACUCAUCCAUGCUAUCUUCAGUUUGCUCUAUUUGUGAAGUGCGUUGUUGCUUUGAGGGUUUGCUUAGAAGCUGCGUAAUGCUAAUUACGUACUUGUCUGUGGCAGUUGACAGAAAGUAACCAGCUACUUCUGAAAGGAUCUGCUGUAUCUAAUCUUUUUUUUUUUUUCCCCAAAAUAAGAUUCUUGGUUCCUAAAAAUCAUUAGGCCACUUUCUCUUUUGCUACUUGACAUUACAAUAACACGGUGCCGUGUUGGCAUUGCAGAAUGUGUUAAGCAGCCAGUUUUUACCUCCCAUGCUUUUGAUAAGUUUUUCUUAUCCAAAUUUUUGUGGCUUUGGAGAGCCAUGUCCAUUUGCUUAUAGCACAGGUAAACGGGCCCAGUAAUAAUACCCAACCACUGAGUAUUUGCAAAUACUGGCAGUACUUAAGCAUUGUGAUAAAGGUUAAAGCCCUUUCUAUUUCUUGUUUCCACAUUACUUGUUCCUUCUGAGCAUGGUGAUGAGUGGGAGAUGGUAUUUCCUCCUACUGUUUUUAUUUUGUUUCUUACUGACUUCUUCAGCUCUGGUCCUGGCAGUUUAGCAAGUCUGACGUAGUUGUGGCCAGAGGCCCUCCAGUGUUCCUGCUGGGGAGAGCCCUUCCCCACUCCAGCCCACACAACUCGGGAGCCAGGGACCAAGCUCGGGUUUCGUUUGGAUUCAUUUGGCCUAAUGAGCUGAUCCAGGAUGACAAACUACCAAAGAGUGGAUACGCAUUGGCAGCUGGAUGAUCUAAGGUGCUGGGAAUAGGGCUGUUUCAGCACCACGGCUGUCUUAUUUAUCUGGCUGUGGGCUGUGCCUAAAAAGGAUCUGUAGAAACUGGGAGUUUUUUUUAUAAUGUGCGCAGUGACAUAAUGAGGGAGGGCCUCCUGGCUGAGAUCAGGGUACUGACAUCAGAGUCCUGAUAGAACGCCAGCUUUCGUACCCUCAUGGGCGAGUUGCUUGCAUCUAAACCACAUCCUGUCCUAAAUGUCAGCCCUGAAGUGCUGCUCCUAUGACGGGUUUGUAGCUAGAGUCCAGGAGGAGACAUGUAAUUUCCUGCUGUCGUAUUUUCCAGCGAUGUCAAAGGGAUUUGGAGUUACAGCUACAUUGCUAUCCCUGCCGCUAGUGUCAACACGUCCAUACCAGCUGUAAACUACCAGAGCUUGCCCAGAUGCUGCCAUCAGGACAGCCACAGCAGGAUGGUGCUCAGUGCAGGCUGGAAAACCUGCCUGAGAAACGGAGUAAAUCCUCAGGCAGUUAGCUCAGAGCCUACGCUGAGCUCCACGCCCCCAUAGCUGUCCUCAAACCAGCUAGCUUAAAGUUGGCAUGGGCAUGUCGACUUGAACCGUAGUGACAGUGUAGGCAGACCUGGAGAGAGACUUCGACCCACACUGCACUUCCAGUUGAAUGUGUUGCACCUUCUGUUGAACACGAGCACCAGAACUAUGAGCUGAGAGGCCAAAAACAACUCUUUGUUUUUGGGCUGACAACGUGGAUUUGAUGGCAUGUUGGGGGCUAUGAGUUUUAUUGAUGCCCACUGCAAAGCUCCCUUGGUGUGUGCGUGCCUUCAUGCUGUGCUGUAGGGGAGAGCUUGUCCCCUGGCUCUGACGGGUGUCUAUCAAGGGCAGCCCCGAAAGAGCAGCGAGCAGGAGGGUGCAGAAGAGGAGGGAAGACCCAAGGAGGGUUGGGGCUGCUUUCGGGCAGCCUAGAAGGGGAAGAAGCUGAUGGUUCAUUGUCAGGGCUUUUUACUUACCUGAGGGCUUCACCAGACACCAAAAACAAAAUGAAGUUGACCACAUCCCUUUAUGUGGGAUCUGUUCCUGCUGUGCCCCCAUGUGCUGAAAUUUUAAGUCUUGAAAAUGGGAUUAAGUUGGAUAAUAUGCUGGGUUACUUCAUCAAAUUGCCCUCAUUCUAAUCCAGUGCAUGGGUCCUUUCAUUUAAAAAAGAAAAGAAACAAGUCAGUGCUCUUAAUUGCUGCCUGAAAGACAUUUUUGGCUUGUUUUUCCCUUUAAAAUGUCAAGGUCUCAGUAGCCACUUUCUAAAAAGCCCUUUCCAGUUAUGUGCUGGGGCCUGUAGGUCUGCAAGCCACAUGCUUGCGCCUGGAACGAAGUAUUGUGGCUGGCUGAGCUGCAGAGCUGUGGGUUGUCAAUAUGCAAUAGUGACUGUAUACAAAUUGCCACAGUUGUGGAUGGAAAAUAAAAUAUAGGGCUAUAUUUAAAAAAAAAAAAAAAAAAAAAGAGACACAACCCCCCCAAACAAAUAAA